UAGCAGGACAGGACAAACAAAACGGCUUUAGAACGCGUGGACUUUCCCCACGUGAAUCAAUAUUCAGGCCCUGAUCUCUCUGUUGAGCAACGAGGCCAAAGAGAGGAGGCUGCUGAGAGGGGGGUCAUGUGUAGAGAGGAGAUUCUCAUUGGAGGCAAAGAGAAAGAAGAUCGUUAUGCAUGUUUUUUGGGUAAAGGGGGGGAAAGAGACCAAAAGCAUCCUACACACCGAAGCCAUCUUGGUUGCACCGCUGCUCUCUGGACUGCAGGACUCUUUUCAUUAAGUGUCUGGUGACGUGGCUCCAACAACAGUGGAAUUAUGUUCUCCAAGUCAAAGUGGCUGAUUGUGAUCCAGCUCCUGCUCAAUGAACAGGCUCUGUGCAGAGUCCCACCGCCUCUGACUCAGAGGAACACGCUGCUUGCAGAAACUGACCUCAGUGAAGCGGUAGAGGAAACCGGCAAACAGGAGCAUCGGUAUCUCCUGGGAUCCCAUCUCCAGCUUAGUCUCUCAUCUGCUGAAAAGACUGAUCCUAUACCAGUGGUUGUGCAUAAAGAGGAGCGAGUCCAGUCGGCCAAACAUAUGAUAUCAGGUCUCAGGGCGAAGCUUCAGGGGCAGAUUCAAGAUCAUCUGCAGGCUCAAGGGAACAUCAGCUGUGAGGAGCUUAUGUCUGCCAGCACCGUGAACGACCCUCUGUCCUCCAUGUUCCCCCAGGAGCUGCUGGGUCUCUCUCUGGUUCCUGUGUUGGUGGUGUCAGGAUGCCCCAAGGAGGCACAGGCCCUGGUGCUGAAGCUGUAUGACCUGCUGGGUGUGGCAGAUACAGAGGAGCUCCUGAAGGAGGUGCAAGGUCUGAUAGAGAGGAGGUCGACCAAGUCAGCAUCGACACCAGCUGCUGCAUCUGCAAUGUCGUCUUCAGAGAAGGAUCAAGCAGGGCGCCGCAUAGAGGCUGUGAUGUUCAACAUCGGGCAGCUGGCGAUGGCGGGAGAGGAAACCACUGAGCAGGAGGGUCAUUGUGAAGAUUGGACCUGGGUGAACGGAACCAAGCUGGUGGGGACAGCUGUGGAGGGAGCCACAGGCGGACUGGAGGAGGCUGUGAACAGCUGUGAGAGACUGGGCGCCCUGUGUGCAGGCGUGACCAGCAGUGGAACACCGGGCAAAUACAAGGCAGUGCUGAAGAAGAGCAGUCGUAUCCUGCCAUCUGACACUGCAGGGUCUGAAUGUUGGAUCCGUCGGUGUAGUGAAGAGGAGCAUGCUUCCAUCCCUGCUCCCUCUAGGCCGCGGAUGAGACGCAGCCCCCAGAGAAGCUGCACUAACAAACGUGAGGAGCGCGUGUACAACGUGGUGGAGUGGAUCCCUGCAGUCAGCACCCUCUACAACCUGGGCACGGCAGUGUAUUAUGCCUCAGUGAACUGCUCAGAAACAGCCAAGGAGAGAGCCAUCCUCAGUGCGGUCGACCUGGGCACAGACGCUCUCAUGGUCGCCACAGGGGGCACCGCUGGGGUGGCAGGUUACGCUCUGGGUGCAGGGGUGAAGACCGGAGUGAAAGCUGGAGUCAGGUACCUGCUCAACUCCAUGAAGCAGGAGGACGACUUGCUGGUAAACCAGUUCAGCUUGGAGGAGGGCGUCACAUUCCAGUAGAGUGAGGGAUCAGUGACUCAGCCUGUUCAGUUUUUAUUAGUUCAUAAGGAUCCGUGUUUGUUAGUUGACAUGCUGAAGAGUAACUCAAUCGGUUUUCCAGAUUUAAUAUAAUCUAGAUUAUAUGUGAAACAAGAUUAUACUGUAUUGUAUGACUCAGUGGAUUAUCAGCAUCAAAUCUUCAAAGGGGAAAAAAGCUUUUUCUGUUUGUGUGAGUGUGCACACAAACCUCACUCUGACACAAGUAUUCAUUAUUGAAGGUAAUGACAGCAACUUUCACUAAGUCUGUUGUUUUAAUUAAAUUACUAGUUUUAAGACUAUCUAACCUACAAAAAUGAAAUUGGGUAAAAAGUGGACUACCUUUUGCAUUACAGCAGUUGUAAACAAUCUUAGUUAUCUAAUCCCAGAAAGUGUUAACUUUAAACCGUUGGAAAUAUAUCUCCCUACAGUAACAAUUUAUCACAUUAAGCAGCAACAUUUAAAGAUUUGGUCUCAGGAAGCUAAACCCUUAAACCCUUUGACUCUGGCCUAUGACAUAUAGUGUCUCCAUCCAGUAUCUAGUCCAGGGGUAUUCAACUAAAAUUUAAAGAGGUCCAGUUAGAGAAAAUUUCUUGAAGCAAAGGUCUAUAUGUCAGAUAUGUACAAUGUUCUCUCAUUAACUAAAUAAAAGUAGGGCUGCAUUUCAAAA
This is a messenger RNA of Hippoglossus stenolepis (Pacific halibut), 2320 nucleotides long. It is a transcript of the gene apof, whose product is annotated as apolipoprotein F. Gene Ontology annotation, biological process: cholesterol metabolic process. The record is from RefSeq and is a predicted model, not a curated record. Lineage: Eukaryota; Metazoa; Chordata; Actinopteri; Pleuronectiformes; Pleuronectidae. The coding region runs from base 319 to 1635 and encodes 438 amino acids. The transcript has 2 exons.